AUGAGGUCAGAUGGUUUAAUACAUAUUAAGACCCUAAUUUCUAAUUUAUCUAUCUAUCUAUCUAUCUAUCUAUCUAUCUAUCUAUCUAUCUAUCUAUCUAUCUAUUGCAAUCUCUGUUUAUCUGAAUAUUUCCUCUCUGUCCAUGUUUUUCCCAUUAUUACAAUUUUUCUAUCUAUCUAUCUAUCUAUCUAUCUAUCUAUCUAUCUAUCUAUCUAUCUAUUGCAAUCUGUCGACAGUUGUCUAUCCCUAUCUUUCCUCUGUGUCCAUCUGUCUUUCCCAUUAAUAUUAUCUAUCUAUCUAUAUGUUCGUCUCUGUUUAUCUGAAUAUUUCCUCUCUGUCCAUGUUUUUCCCAUUAUUCCUAUCUAUCUAUCUAUCUAUCUAUCUAUCUAUCUAUCUAUCUAUCUAUCUAUCUGUUUGCAUCCAUAUUUCUGUCUCUCUUUCUGUCAGUCUAUUCCACUCUUCCCUCUCUCCCUCUAUCUUUCUAUCUCUCUAUCUAUCAUAUAA
This is a messenger RNA of Acanthosepion pharaonis, 504 nucleotides long. The record is from the annotation of a GenBank genome assembly. NCBI's taxonomy places the organism in Eukaryota, Metazoa, Mollusca, Cephalopoda, Sepiida, Sepiidae.